This is a messenger RNA of Penicillium expansum, 1794 nucleotides long. RefSeq names its product polynucleotide adenylyltransferase. The transcript is spliced from 8 exons. The record is from RefSeq and is a predicted model, not a curated record. Gene Ontology annotation, molecular function: RNA binding; poly(A) RNA polymerase activity. Gene Ontology annotation, cellular component: nucleus. Bases 1 to 1794 code for a protein of 597 amino acids. Lineage: Eukaryota; Fungi; Ascomycota; Eurotiomycetes; Eurotiales; Aspergillaceae.
AUGGCGACGCCACCUGUCCGACAAUGGGGUGUUACACCUCCGAUAUCGACCGUGCUGCCGACCAAGGAUGAGCUUUCGGCGAACGACGAUCUCAUUGCCGAGCUCAAAGCCCAGAACAACUUCGAGCUACCGACUGAAACGGAACGGAGAAAACAAGUGCUCCAGUUACUUCAGCGCGUCACAGUGGAAUUUGUUCAAGUCGUCAGUCGCAAAAAGGGUCUUUCUCCUGCUGCUGUUGAGGCUUCUGGGGGUAAAAUCUUCACGUAUGGGAGUUAUAGACUGGGUGUCUACGGACCAGGCUCCGAUAUCGAUACCCUAGUCGUUGGACCUAAGCAUGUCCUGAUCGAUGAUUUCUUCGCUGAAUUUCCCCCUAUCCUCCAAAGAAUGGCUUCCGAAGGAGCAAUCGAAAAGAUGACUCCCGUGCCCGAUGCGUUCGUUCCAAUCAUCAAGCUUGAGCUGUGUGGAAUCAGUAUUGAUCUGAUUUUUGCCCGCCUCGUUAUUCCCUCCAUCCCGAUGAACCUGGAUUUGAAGAAUAAUGAUUAUCUCAGAGGAUUGGAUGAACGAGAAGUGCGAUCGCUGAAUGGAACUCGUGUCACAGAUGAAAUACUUGAGCUUGUUCCCCAACAAAAGACAUUCCGCCUUGCAUUGCGUGCUAUCAAACUCUGGGCCCAGCGACGAGCGAUAUACUCAAACAUUGUCGGAUUCCCUGGUGGUGUUGCAUGGGCGAUGCUAGUAGCUCGGGUUUGCCAACUAUACCCGCAAGCAACUGGCUCUGUUAUUGUGGGAAAGUUCUUCAGGAUCAUGAACAAGUGGAAUUGGCCGCAGCCUGUCUUAUUGAAGCAGAUUGAGGAUGGACCCCUUCAGAUAAAAGUCUGGAACCCAAAGAUUUACCAUGGCGAUCGAUUCCACCUUAUGCCCAUCAUCACUCCUGCGUAUCCAUCCAUGUGUGCGACCCACAACAUCAGCAUGUCCACCAAGGCUGUUAUUCUCAGGGAGCUACAGCGAGGUGGUGACAUGGUCGACAAGAUCUUCAUGAAGCAGCUCUCGUGGCAGGAUCUGUUUGCGCGCCACACAUUCUUCACCCACGAUUAUAAGUACUAUCUCAGCAUCACUGCUUCUAGCAAGACCAAGGAGGCCGAGUCCGUGUGGUCUGGUCUUGUGGAGUCCAAACUGCGUCACCUCGUUGGCGCUCUAGAUCGAAAGCCAAUUGUUGCAGUAGCCCACCCAUUCCCUAAGGGAUUUGAAAGAAUUCAUCUCAUCAAGAACGAGAAAGAAAUGGAAGCAGUCAAAAAUGGGUCUACACAACAUCAGGCUAAAGGCACAAAGACCGCGAUGACUGAUGAGACUAAGGAUGCUGCUCAUCAAGCCGCAGUCCAGAACACCCUCGAAAACGCAGAGGUCCCGGGCCCGGCCGAGGGUAAGAUCGAGGGCACGGUUGAUAAUGAUGGCCAGACUGUCUACACGACGACUUAUUAUAUCGGCCUGGAGCUGAAACCUCUGGAGCCAGGCCAAUCGCGAUCUCUGGAUAUAUCAACCGACUCACAGAUUUUCAAGUCAACUUGCACCUCAUGGCCAGGAUAUCAGGAAGAAGUCAUGGAGUUGGCCGUCACCCAUGUUCGCAGCUUUGAUUUGCCCGACGAUGUCUUCCAACCCGGUGAGACCCGGGCCUCUCGGCCAAAGAAGAAAGUUACCAAACGGUCAGAGACAGCCGGCCAGAAACGCAGCAUUGGCGAGUUGGACGGUUCAACCGAAGGAGCCGCGAAACGCCAAGUUACCUCCGCAACUCCCGCCUGA